Messenger RNA from Melanaphis sacchari, 1229 nucleotides. Its product is annotated as pyrimidodiazepine synthase-like. Gene Ontology annotation, cellular component: cytoplasm. Gene Ontology annotation, biological process: glutathione metabolic process. Gene Ontology annotation, molecular function: glutathione transferase activity; glutathione dehydrogenase (ascorbate) activity. The transcript has 6 exons. Bases 314 to 1033 code for a protein of 239 amino acids. Lineage: Eukaryota; Metazoa; Arthropoda; Insecta; Hemiptera; Aphididae. The record is from RefSeq and is a predicted model, not a curated record.
ACAGAAUAAGCUAAUGGUCUAACUAUGAUUAAGUACUAAUCAGUACUUAGUAUAAGGAAAACAUUUACGCCGCUGAGUUCAAGGCCACCUGGUUCGACCAAAUUAUAGUGUCAUAAUAUCGUAUGAAAAUAGGUAACCGCGUUAUCAAAAAAUAACAAUAAAAUGUUCUAUUAAUUCUUAUCUUUGUAUGAUGAUUUUAAAUCGUUGAAACAAAAGUAGUCCGUUGUUACUUGUUAGUUGCUGGUGUUGCUACUUGCUCAUCAAUUCUCAAUUAAUCAAGUGUCAAACCUCAGAUCGUCCUACAGAAACUUCCAUGGCCAUCAAACACUUGUCCACAGAUUCCGUCGAACCUCCAAAGGUGCCGGGCUCGUUGCGCUUCUAUUCUAUGCGAUUCUGUCCAUAUGCACAGAGGAUCCAGCUGGUAUUAAAUGCCAAGGGCAUGCCGCACGACACGGUGUUCAUUGAUCUGACAAAUAAGCCCAAAUGGUAUUUGACAAUCUUCCCGGCUGGCAAGGUUCCGGCUUUGAUUUAUGAUGACAAGUUUCUUUCUGAAAGUCUUUUACUGGCAGACUUUCUUGACGAACAGUUCCCCGAACCGCCUUUGUGGAACGGCAGUCCUCUUCAGAAAAUAUUGGAUAAACUCGUCAUAGAGUCUUUUGCAAAAGUGGGAACAGCAUUUUAUAAAUUAAUGAUGACUACAGAAAAAAUAGAAGAAACACACUUUGAUGAACUCGUUGCUAGUUUAGUCCCCAUUGAAGCUGAAUUAGCUAAAAGAGGAUCAAUAUUCUUUGGAGGUGACAAGCCAAAUAUGGUUGAUUAUAUGAUAUGGCCUUGGUUUGAGCGUUUAGAUUCCAUUAAUCCUUAUUCUCAGGGAAAGUUUGUUAUCCCUUUUGAUGACAAAUUUCCCAAACUGGCAAAGUGGAAAACCUUAAUGAUUGUUGACAAGGUUGUUGCAUCAUACUAUCUAACACCAGAAAAACACGCGGAUCAUUUUAAGAAAAGAAAAGCUGGAUUACCUGCUUAUGACAUUUAAAGCAAUCCUUGUUGUGUACUUGAGGUUGAAUAUUGUAUUUUUCAAAUUCAUCACUGUUUUUAAUAUUUUUAUUUUUAUUUAUUAUUAUUUUAUCAUAGGUAAUCAAUUAUACAAAGAUAGAUUAAUACGUAAUUGUAUGUUAAAAUGGAGUUUGUAUAAUUUUAUUAUUUUUUUUACAAUACAAUUUAUGUUUAAA